AUGUGGCUGGGGCUCAGUGGCUGUGAGAACAACUACGAUCUCAUAGUCUCGAAUCGGCUUCGUCUCGUCACAAGCCAUCUGCCGCGACCAGACACGCAACGGCCGAGCCUGGUUGUGCUGGUUGGCGGCAGAGCCAAGUCGAUUGCGCUCCAUGCCAUGUUCGGUGUGAGGAUCGCGCAGCCCGCGACUGGGUCGCCAGGAUCGAAUGAGAUCCACUUGCAUCUAGCUCCACAGACCAGCUUUCAUGAGAGGCCUGUAUUGCUAGCCGAAGGCCAUCUAUACAAUAGUCAUGCCAGGGUAGUGCCCACAACCUGUCCACAGGACGCCAGAAGACAGGCCAUCAUUUGGACGGCCCAGUCAGGUAUGGAGCGUCGCGUUACUGGUGAGCUGUACUGUCGUCUCCUGGCCCCCUUUGCCGACGUUUUCUGCUUUUUCUGUGAUGACCUCGACGGCGGUCUGGAGGGCGUUGCUCGCCACCUGGCGACAUGGCUGGACCAUGGCCCCCAAGCCCAGAACCCUGCAAACGCGCACCCAAAGAUCGUAGUCGUAAGCUCCACCGUCCUUCAUGGUGUCCAAGGUGAAGCCAAGGCAAAGACAGACCUGUUGGCGAUGUUGGAGAAGGAGACGAGAAGAGAGACAUCGAACUUGUCCGCCUACAUCAGUUUCGUUACUGUCCUGCCCCACACCAGUGUGUCUGCUACCGCCCGCUACAGGGCGUUGAAGGAGCGCAUCAUGAGAAUCUCGGAUGACGUGCGGCAGAGCAGAGUGGAUGCACGAUGUUUGUUCUCGGCCACGCAUGUCGCUGCAUUGCUGGACGGUGCUUGCGACCACUUUGCAAGUGCUUCCGAUUUACCUUUCGACCUUGUCCAAGAGUCGAGACGCCGCAACCCAGUUCCAGAAAACCUUGAAAGCCAUGUCACAGAGUUUGUCGGCCGGGGCACGCCGCAGACGGAGCUCGUUACUUUUGCGAUGCCCGUCAUCGGAUCGAGCCUGUUUCUAGACGCCUACCCGCCGGGCGCACAUCUCUUUGAUCCUGUCGACGUCUUUGAGGGGCUCUACAGUGACAUGCUCAACAGGGCGUUUUCCAACGAGUCCAUGCCUCUCGGUAGGGAUGGCAGCACAUGCAUGCCGAGCGAUGGGCUCAUCCAACUCGUCAAAGCUCACUUCUACGGCCUCUCCUGCGGACACGUUCAUUGUGAGGCUUGCGUAUGGGACUACGGCAGGCCAUCUGAUGAGGACCCAUGGGUCACGCUGUAUGGUCAAUGUCAUCUCUGCGACACCCUGCUGAGUGAGGAGGCUGUCAUCCGAAGGCAUCCACCAACAGCCGGCGUGGGAGUGUUUUGCCUCGACGGUGGCGGGGUCCGAGGGAUCGUGUCGCUAGAGAUCUUGAAGCGCAUCCACGAGGCUAUCAAGCUUCCAAUCCCGUUGACUCGGUUCAUCAAAAUCUUUUUCGGCAUCAGCCUGCCCGUUGCCACGAUUGACAAGAAGCCGCUAGAGAGGAUCUUCACCAACUACAAUGGCGUGGGCAAGAGACCUCGCAAUCAAGGAAGGUCUCGGAAACGUGCCCUUGUGGGAAGUCAUAUCUACGAUGUCGGCUCUUUUCAGGAUGCAGGCCCCCUUGUUGAUCCAACCCUCUCCGCCCUGUGCGAGGUGACUGCUCUGUUCCCUCUCCUGGUAGAGCCUGACUUUGUCGUCUCCAUAGGCACAGGCGAGAGCCAGCCGAGCAACGCGGCGGCAACGGAGGAUUUGCGCGGGGUGCUUGGUAACGGGGCCGUCCCACGACUCGGCAGACUGUUUUGGGAGAAGAUGGGGGACAAGAAAGUAAAACAAAUGCUAGGGAAGAAAUCACGCCACCAUCGGUUGAACGUCUACUUUGAUGGAGACGAGCCAAUGUUGGACAAUGCACCAUGCAUGGCAGAGAUGGGGGAAAGGGCACGAAACGACCCAUUGCUGACGGAGCCAAUAGCCUACUUGCGUCGUUGUAUGCUGGCGUCCCUGUUCUACUUUGAGCUUGAUGCCCUGCCAGAACGUUGCGGUGGGCGACUUGUAGGCACUGGAACAAUGCUUUGCACUAUUCGGAAGAGCGAGUUGGGAUUUCAAGAUCUUUUCCUCCAACUGUCUACCAACUCAGUACAGAUCGUGGUGGACGGAAGCCCGUUGUGCGGCGUCAAUGACUUGACAUGCUUUGAUAGAGGAGGGAAUUUUCGAAAGUUAAUCAAAGUCGACAGCCAUGGCAGGCUUGAAAUAGCCCUGCGAGAAGGAUCAGCAGAACCCUGCCACAUCAGUCGAUCACCAUUCGCCAUCGAUCAGCUGGUGACUCUGCAGGGUCUGGAUGCCGUAUUUGGGAGGAGGGCCUGCCGCAAACGGAAGAGCGCUUGUGCCGACACCAGCCCGAGGAAGCGGCGCGCGGCAGUGUGA
Molecule: messenger RNA, 2418 nt
Organism: Verticillium dahliae VdLs.17
Lineage: Eukaryota; Fungi; Ascomycota; Sordariomycetes; Glomerellales; Plectosphaerellaceae
Product: phospholipase
Exons: 6
Coding region: 1-2418 (805 amino acids)
Biological process (GO): arachidonate metabolic process
Cellular component (GO): membrane
Source: RefSeq, a predicted model, not a curated record